Molecule: messenger RNA, 1397 nt
Organism: Ananas comosus (pineapple)
Lineage: Eukaryota; Viridiplantae; Streptophyta; Magnoliopsida; Poales; Bromeliaceae
Exons: 9
Coding region: 166-1125 (319 amino acids)
Source: RefSeq, a predicted model, not a curated record
CUACGAAAAUGCCACCGCCCCGUUCAACGAGAGCCACGACGUCGUCCUCCCGUUUCCCUAGAUCGGAUUCUUAUCACCUCUACGGAGAGCGAGGGGCUCGCGAAUCCCAUCGAUCACCACCACAACCCAAACCCUAAUCGAAGGGAUCUCGGUUCCUUCAGGGCGAUGGAGGGGACGAAGAGAGUCUCAUUGAUAUCGGCGUUGGUAGCGGCGCAACUUCUACAUGCGUUGGCCCUCCCCAUAACCGCUCCCGCAUUCCUUUGGUCUCCUCACAAUCACGGAUUUUCUGAUGAUGGUACUAAGGAGGUUGUUCACUACCAUACAAUCUCCCCAAAGGAUUUAGCUAAAUCAGUUUUUGACGAAGGAGGCUGGUCAAAAUUGCUGUGUUCUGGGGAGAACCUUCACGAGAGCGUGGAUGUUGCGCUUGUUUUCGUCGGAAAAGAGUUGCAAUCAUCAGAUCUCUCUAAAAGUAAAGAAGUUGAUUCAGCUUUGGUGAACCUGCUGAAGCUAUCAUUCACAAGCUCAAAUUUUUCCAUGGCAUUCCCAUAUGUGGCCAUAUCAGAUGAAGAAGCAACAUUGGAAAAUUCACUUGUAUCAGGGUUUACUGAGAACUGUGGCAAUGGAUUAGGAGUAAAUCGUGUAGCUUAUGUGGACAGCUGUUCAAUCAGUGGUGAAAAUCUUCAGAAACUUAAUGAUUUCCGUGCAGUUAAAGACUUUAUGGGUUCAAGGAUCGAAACAAGUGCGGGAAAGCUGACAGAUCUAAUUGUUUUCUGUAAUGGGGGUUCCAAAGAAACGGACAACACAAAGUCUGAAGGUGAGAUUUUAUCGGAACUUGUGAGUUCCUUGGAGCAGGCCGGUGCCAAAUAUGCAGUUCUCUAUGCUUCCGAGCCCCACAAUUUUCUUCACUUCCCUUCUCAUUUGGGAUUAAGUAGGUUUCUUGCUGAAGGCUCCACUCACAAUGGUUCAUCUAAUUCCACCAAAUGUGAUGUAGUCUGUCUAUUCAAAUCCACACUUCUUGAAGGGAUUUUUGUUGGAAUUGUGCUGCUCAUAAUAUUGAUAUCAGGGCUCUGCUGUAUGGUAGGAAUCGAAACUCCUACAAGAUUUGAGGCUCCCGCAGAAUCUUGAUUUGUCUUUCAUUUUGGAAAUUAUUUAUCGGAACCGGUAGCCUAAGACUGAUGGGCGAUUAUAUGAAGUUCAUCAGUCGUAAAUGUUGUUUAAUACACAACUCGUUUGUAAGGUGGUUUUUGUUUCUGUUCAAUAAUCAUGGACCAAACUAAAACUUGCUAUCCUUGGCUCUCUUUUGGGAUUUUUGGAACCGUGCUGUAUCUUUUUGACAGUAUCUUUGUAAAGUUAAAGUAUUCACACACUUAAAAUUCUUAGUUGGGUUAUUUUCUCAA